AGCAACGUUAAAUGUCUCCUAGACGCCCAGGCGGCGAUCCUGACCCACGAGCAGCCGCUGGGCUCGGACUUGCAGAACACUGGUUCGGACGACAUGUCGGCCUCCAUGACGAGGACGCCUGCGCCUUGUGAAUCCUCAUCUGGCGGACAGAGCCCACCCCUCGAGAUCUCCCUGGCGCGCCUUGACCCGGGCACCCAGAAGAAGCCGGCAUCUUUUGCCGGCAUUGUUGCAGCACAUCGUGCCAGCCAGCAGGCUGUCAGUGAUCAAUCGGACGACUAUGACGAGAGCGCCAUCGACGAUGACGACUCGGACUCAGAUUGGCACUCGAUCAAGAGCAGCGAGUCCAGCCAAGACGACCGGAUAACAUUCACGCGUAUUCCCUCCAAGUCCGCCCUCACGUCUCAGCAAUCCCUUAUCAGCCUCAUGUUCGCGGGACAGCGCCAGGGUACUAAGGCCUCCAGCAGCCAUACGUCGCAGUCGACAGCUGCGAUACCCCAGCGCUCGCGGACCAUGCAGGCCAUGCCGACCAUGACCAGCUCUCCCAACGACUCUGACGAGGGUCUCCAGAUGAAGAAGGGCAUGCGCCCGCCUCAGCUGAAGCGCGUCAACGAGAUCCUUCGAUCCCCUGCACAACCCAUCACCGCCCAUACGCAGCCUAUCUGCCCGCGUGUGCCUCCCAAGUCCAACUUGACUGCACAGCGAUUUCUUAUCAGGCUCAUGUCCGCGGGACAGGACCAAUGCACUAAGGCCCUCAGCAGCCAUGCGUCCCAGCCGACACCUGGGAUACCCCAACGCUCGCGGACCAUACAGAACAUGUCAACUAUGGCCAAGGCCCCCAGCGACUCUGACAAUGGUCUUCAGAUGAAGAAGGGCAUGCGCCCGCCUCAGCUGAAGCGCAUCAACGAGAUCCUUCGAUCCACUACACAGCCCAUCACCGCCCAUACGCAGCCCAUCACCGCCCAUACGCAGCCCAUCACCGUCCAUGUACAGCCCGUCACCGCACAGCAAUCUCUUCUCAGCCUCAUAUUCCCGCGUGGAGGCCAAGGCACAGCCGCUUCCAACAGCCACGCCUCACAGCAGACGCAUGAUUCACCUCAGCGCUCGCGAACGACGCAAAACACGUCUCCUAUCAGAAACUCCCCUGACGACUCCAACGAGGGCCGCAAGAUUAAGCUCGAACCAGAGUAUCAUCAGAACAAUGAUAUUAACGAAAUUCCUCGUUCCAAGCCGCAGCGCACAGAGGCAAUCGUGCUCUCACCUCGCACCACACGCCGCAACAUGCUAGCGAAUGAGCUCACCGAGUCUGUUCGCCGCCAGCUGCUCUGGGAGAGGCAGCAGAAGACCUCGACAGCGAAUGCCGUGCUCAAGAGGCGACACACGUCGCACGACGUUGCCAACCUGAAGCAGUACCCCGAAAAGGUGCACAUGAACAAGGAGGCUGCUGAGCCCUCGAUGGACUGGAACCGGUAUUUCAACCGCGACACUCAGGGCGGCUACCACGCUCAGGGCUGGUAAUGGCCUGGAGGGCCCCUUGGAAGCGGGCCAACCACAACACCUCUGCUGUGUUCAAUCAGUAGUAUUCUUUUGUCGUGAUUUAUUUCCAUAGCAGAUUUAAUAUUAAGCACCGCAAAUGCGAUCUUCAGCUUCAGUUUGCAUCGAUCCCAUCUCAUUGAACACAGU
Microdochium trichocladiopsis is the source of this 1680-nucleotide messenger RNA. RefSeq lists its product as uncharacterized. The transcript has 2 exons. Gene Ontology annotation, cellular component: cytoplasm. NCBI's taxonomy places the organism in Eukaryota, Fungi, Ascomycota, Sordariomycetes, Xylariales, Microdochiaceae. The record is from RefSeq and is a predicted model, not a curated record. Bases 94 to 1515 code for a protein of 473 amino acids. Gene Ontology annotation, biological process: mitochondria-nucleus signaling pathway; regulation of nitrogen utilization; negative regulation of transcription by RNA polymerase II.